Messenger RNA from Arachis duranensis, 1706 nucleotides. RefSeq lists its product as uncharacterized. The transcript is spliced from 4 exons. Gene Ontology annotation, biological process: mitochondrial translation. Bases 85 to 1314 code for a protein of 409 amino acids. Gene Ontology annotation, molecular function: structural constituent of ribosome. Lineage: Eukaryota; Viridiplantae; Streptophyta; Magnoliopsida; Fabales; Fabaceae. Gene Ontology annotation, cellular component: mitochondrial small ribosomal subunit. The record is from RefSeq and is a predicted model, not a curated record.
AAAUUAAACAAAAAGAAGAAGAAGAAAAGAGGAAGACAUCAGUGCGAUCAGCUCAGCAGUGAAAGUGAAACCCUAGACACCGCCAUGAGACGCACCCUUCUCCGAAGUGCUUCCCUCUUCUCUCGCAACCUUCUCCUCCGCCCCCCUCCUCCUUCUUCUUCCUCCACGACCUCACUCCCCUCUCCUUUCGCCGCCGCAACCCGCUCCCGACUCAGGCUCUUCUCCUCCGACACCAACGACUCCUCCAAUGAAACCAAAAACGACGCCGCCCUCGAUAUCAAGGACGUGAGCAACAAAGAGCUGAAAGAGUUGAUGGUGAGUUACUUCAAGGGCGAUAACCAGGUUCUUCCGUCCAUCAUGGAGGCAAUCAUGCUGCGGAAGCUCUCCGGGAAGCACGAGGACACCGACGACGAGCUCAUGGACAGCCUUCGUAUGGAGCCCAUCGAUGACGUCGAUGACAAGGAUUUCGAGGACGAUUUCGAGGACCUAGUGGAGACUGAUGAGGAGAUCGAUGACCUCUACAAUGCCAGGGAUAUCGUCAUGAAGAGGAUGGUCAAGGAUGAGUUCUUCAACAUGGACGAGAAGAAGUGGGAUGAGAUCGUUGAGGAUGGGGUCAAGCAUGGCAUCCUUAGGGACACCAAGGAGUGUGAAGAGAUUCUCGAGGAUAUGCUCAGCUGGGACAAACUUCUCCCCGAUGAGAUAAAAAAGAAGGUGGAAAUAAAAUUUAAUGAGCUUGGGGACAUGUGUGAGAGAGGAGAGCUGGAACCCGAAGAAGCUUAUGAACAGUUUAAGAAGUUUGAGGAUGAGAUGGUUGCUGAGUACAUGAAGAUAAUGGAAACACAGGAGGCCCAGUCUUGCGAUGGUACAGCUGUCCCAGACAAGAAAAAGGAUUUAGAUGACCCACCUGGCGAAGGCCCGAUUCUCCGGUGGCAGACACGGGUAGUCUUUGCACCUGGUGGUGAUGCUUGGCAUCCAAAGAACAGGAAAGUGAAACUAUCUGUAACUGUGAAGGAGCUCGGACUCUCAAAGUACCAGUUUCGCCGGCUGAGAGAAUUGGUAGGGAAACGAUAUCAUCCAGGAAAAGACGAGCUUACAAUUACCAGCGAGAGGUUUGAACAUCGGGAAGAAAACAGAAAGGACUGCUUAAGAACUCUUCUCAAUCUCAUUGAGGAGGCUGGCAAAGCUAACAAACUGGUGGAUGAUGCACGGGCUUCAUACGUGAAGGGAAGGCUCCAAGCCAAUCCUGCUUUCAUGGAGAGGUUGCGAGCAAAGUCGAUCAAGAGAUUGCAAGAAUCUAAUCAGGUGCCUGCUUGAGGUUCUUCAGGUCUGAUGUACGAAUUUCGGACCCACCUUUCACCCGCCUUAAUUUGUCACUGCUCCCAUUCUACUUCUGUGAUUAUGAUCUUUCCUUUUUACACCGGAGUUAUAUUGUGAGCCAAAGUUGUGGCAAUAGCCUUUUCCGCAUGGUGGGCUGAGGUUGUAACAUUUGAUUCUCCGAGUACGCCAUAACGGUAGGAGAUUCAGUGCACUGAGCUGUUCUUUAGUCGUAUCUUUGAUAUUUAGAGAUAGGCAUCGCCGAUAAUUUACCUUUAGCAGGUGUUGUAUGCUAAGUAAUUGAUUUUUAUCAUGCUUCAAAGUUUUGUUUGCUUUUUCACCAAUAAAAUGUUUUUAUGUGUAAAUAAAUACAACUGACGGUCACUUGGAUA